UACAGUAAACAGUUUCACCGGUUGCUUUUCACCAGUAAACAGUCUAGCGCUAAUGAUCGGCUGAUCUAACAUCUUCCGUAUUCGCACUAUUUAGCUGUACAGUCAAAAUUUACCACACAAAAUAUACAAAAGAUUUGUCACAUAAAAUAGCGCUUCUGGUUUUGAGGGUACUAUGGUUUUUGCAAUGCGCAAACCCCGAAAUCAUAUUGAUAUUUCUCUAAUUCUAGCAUAGAACAUCAUUAUUGUUUUUUUAUUGGGUAUAGAAUUAACAGGGUCCGAUUCUCGACUUGUUGGAAAUGGAUCUUUUUUUACUGUUUAUUGCGUUGUCUGUCAGUCUGACCACAAUUACGGCACAUCAAGAAUCAAAUUCCCUCAAAGAUUUGUUAUCCAGCGGAAAAUCGAACCGUGCAACUAACGCCGCUUGUUCAGAUAUCUCCGGAAACUGGUACAACCAACAUGGAUCGGAAAUAAUUUUUACUCCUGGUGCCAAAUCUUCACUUUCUGGAACAUUUGCUUCCACUGUUAGCCUUUACAAGAACAAAAGGCCCACCGCAGAUCCGGUGAACGGAAAGCUGGUUGGGUAUCUCCAAAGGGACGGUUCAUUCGGAUUUGCCGUCAUUUGGGACAACGCGUCUAACCAGACCACAGCUUAUUCCGGAAAUUGUUAUCCUGAUGAAAACGGAGAAAUCCUUAUAGCAGCAUGGCAUCUUGCUGAAAAACAACAUUCCAUCGGAGAUGCAUGGAAAGGUUUUAGAUCGGGGCAAGAUAUUUUUACAAGGCGCAAGCGGCUCCACCACUUCAGUUAGUCCUUUGGUAAAACUAAGCGCACCACGGCAGCACACCACGCGAAAAAAGCUGAAGUAACAUAAAGACUUCGAGUUUUUAGUGUUUCCUUUUGCUGGUCAUUAAGCUAUUUUUCAAUGGGUGCUGUUCUUAUGAAAAUCGUAAGCAGCGCCUGCGUUGCAGGUUUGGGCAAUGAGUAAAACUCAGUGCAAAUCUACGUACGUACGUACGCGAAGGACAAUUAGUUUGUAGUAAAUUAAAAUGCUGGCCACAUCGAUG
Messenger RNA from Paramacrobiotus metropolitanus, 1062 nucleotides. RefSeq names its product streptavidin-like. The coding region runs from base 297 to 806 and encodes 169 amino acids. The transcript has 6 exons. Gene Ontology annotation, molecular function: biotin binding. NCBI's taxonomy places the organism in Eukaryota, Metazoa, Tardigrada, Eutardigrada, Parachela, Macrobiotidae. The record is from RefSeq and is a predicted model, not a curated record.